Molecule: messenger RNA, 4000 nt
Organism: Zophobas morio
Lineage: Eukaryota; Metazoa; Arthropoda; Insecta; Coleoptera; Tenebrionidae
Product: filaggrin-2-like
Exons: 10
Coding region: 425-3373 (982 amino acids)
Source: RefSeq, a predicted model, not a curated record
AAUCCAUUUCACGACGUGGGAGACCACCUAAUUUGAUUUUUUUCUUUCUUGGUUGCAAAGUUUUAAGUCCAUUGUUACGCCACAAGUGAACUCACCCGAACAAAAUAGUUUGCAAUAAUUUUUACAAGGAAUUAAUGCCGAAAAGUAAUGUGCAUCAUUAUCAUGAAGAGUGGGCUUUGAAAUAACCAGUGAGAAUUUUUGGGCAAUAAUUUUCACAAUUUCAUCCUUUAUCUCGUUGGAACUACACACAAAACCUACUAAAACCUAAUCAGAGUUAUUGUUGCUAGUUUAAAGUCGUUAAUCGACUUUAAAAUUAUGCGGUUGUGAAGGAAGAUUUUAUUGCGUUUUAUCUUUAUCUGAAGCAAAUGAUUUGAAGAUUUUAAUUGGAUAAAAACUUCAGUGUGUCGCUAACUCUUGGAGUAAAAUGUCUAGUGUGCGAGUGGAGCAACUUUUAACGUACUUUUGCUUGUUAUUUACUUUUACGUCCACCAAGUCGAUAUUCCAACCUCAGGAACUUGAACAUGGAUUAAAAGAAGUAGAAAAUAUUUUCCCUGAUACGGCACAUCCCGAUGUAGUUAAAGUUUCUUCUAGUUUAUACGAGAAUGACGACCAUACUACUAUUUGCUGGAACGAAGAAACAAUUCUACAUUUUUUUUCUAAUGGUAGUAGUGCCGGGUAUGUGGAGUAUUCGAUUAGCUUGUCAGUAACUGCCACGGAACCUAUUCCCGAAAAUGAUGACCAAGUCGAACAAUAUGAAAUAACGAGUAAAACUAAAGGGUCGAAGCAAGUGUUAGAUUUCAUCACCAUCAAGGACGAUGCCGAAGAAACAACGAAAUAUAACAAAACCUCGAUCUGUAAAUCAGGGAAAGCUUAUAUUAGGACGUUCUUGGGGACGCGGGAGAAGGCAAGAACUGAAGUAAAAUUGAAACCCAUUAAGGAAGAACUGGACAUGAAUUCAGUGGUAUCUGUAAACGGGCACGACUCCGAAAGCCUCAGCGAUCUUGGCGAAGCUAACAGUAAUGUCAGCGGCGAAGCUGAAAGUAAAGCCAGCGGCGAAACCGACAGUGGAACCAGUGAAGCCGACAACGAAACCGGCAGCGACGCUGACAGUGGAACGUCCGCAGCUGAUAGUGUAAGCAGCGGAGAAGACGACAGUAAAAGCUCCAGCAAAGAUGAGAGUGACUUUGAGAGUCUACCCGAUGAUCAGAACAACACAAUAACGAAUGUAGCGAGAAUGCACAGCGACAAUGUUUCACCCGCAGGAUUUUCGUCGAAUGGGAGAGCCCAUGAGGAUGCAUCUAGCAGUGGAGCUGACAGUCAAACUGACAAUGCAGGGUUGGAAGAUAGUGACUCAUUUUCGGCGUAUGGUGAAGCUGACAAUGCAGCUGAUGAUCAACCCGACCAAGCAAAGGGCGUCGGAGCUUACGGUGGAACACACACUAACUUAGAGGGAAUGUAUAACGGCUAUGUUAUGCCCGGAGCGUUGGAAGGUGGCGUCUCAUUUCCGUCGAAUGGGGAAGUCGAUGCGGAUGCAUUUAGUGGUGAAGCUGACAGUGGACAGGGUAUCGGAGCUUACGAUGGAACACACACGAACGUAAUGGGAAUGUACAACGGCUAUGUUAUGCCCGGAGCGUUGGAAGGUGGUGUCUCAUUUCCGUCGAAUGGGGAAGCUGAUGCAGAUGCAUUCAGUGGUGAAGCUUACAAUGCAGCUGAUUAUGAACCCGACCAAGCAACGGGUAUCGGGGCUUACGGUGGAACACACACUAACUUAGUGGGAAUGUACAACGGCUAUGUUAUGCCCGGAGCUAUGGACGGUGCUGUCUCAUUCCCGUCGAAUGGGGAAGCCGAUGCAGAUGCAUUUAGUGGUGAAGCUGACAAUGCAGCUGAUGAUGAAUCCGACCAAGCAAAGGGUAUCGAAGCUUACGAAGGAACACACAAUAACGUAGUGGGAAUGGACAACGGCUAUGUUAUGCCCGGAGCUGCGGAAGGUGCUGUCUCAUUUUCGUCGAAAGAGGAAGCCAAUUUGGAUACAUCCAGCAGUGAAGCUGACAAUCCAGCUGAUGAACCCGACCAAGCAAAAGGUAUCGGAGCUUACGGAGAAACAUACAAUAACGUAGUGGGAAUGGACAACGGCUAUGUUAUGCCCGGAGCUGCGGAAGGUGCUGUCUCAUUUUCGUCGAACGGGGAAGCCAAUACGGGUAUAUCCAGCAGUGCAGCUGACAGUGCAGCUUUUAGAGGACUGAAAAAUACUAUCCCAAUUUCGCCGACUAAGGAAUCUGAUUUCGAAGGCAUGGAAAGCCCUGGCGUCUGGGACCAAGUGAUGGCAAUGUUAUACGGGUAUCCACCCACUAUGGGUCAGUCAGGUCCACUGAGUGCAGAUCAGGUCAGUGCAAGUUGGAAUGGUAAUGCACGGAACCUUGUUGGUAAUAGCGCUAUGGGUUUCGGUAAUAACCAGCCGUACGCGUUUUCUGACCAGCACGGUUAUGGUGGUCACCAAAUGUACGGUUAUGGAGGUCAGCAGCCGUUCCAUUCUCGUAGUCAGCAACCGCUGAGCUAUGGUAGUCAACAGUUCAGCAAUGCUAAUUACCCAAGAGGCGAUGUCCGGAUUAACCAACCAAUCGGUUCCGACACCUAUCCCUGUCAAAAUGGAAAAGUCAAGAUAAAACUGAACUUGGGUGUCGAAGGCGACGUUGGAAAAGUCGAAGAGGUUUACAAAGAAGUGGAAAUCGACUUAUCUCAACCAAUGGAUAAUUCCCAAGGUGGCAAUUUCGAUCAUCAAUUGAGUUCGUUGUUGCGCACUUAUCUAGGUGACGUAUUAUCCAGGCACCAAUCAUGUAAUCCCUCUUCCAACGAAAACGUCAACUCAAUAAAUAAUUUCAAUCAUCGUUAUAAUUACGGUUACGGUGAUCGUACCUCCUACGACUACCCUGUGGAGGCGAACGGUUACUACUACCCCGACGUGCGGGUCUUGGCCCCGCAGGGUUACGCUAAGCACUCCUACGGGCCCACCGUCGCACCCCAAGUAUCUUCGGUGAUGAAAGGUUACCAAAUGCACCCCACCCUUCAGACCGUCACGCCUUCUUCGAGCAUAGAGGGUCACUAUUUGCAACCCGACUCGGAAGCCGUCGUGCAUCAAAUGCCCUCGGCAACGCCCGAGUUGCAAAUCGUCCCACCACAGGGGUCUUCGGGGGUUGAUGGUCACAAUCAGCAUGCUAGGCAGACCAUGGAACCCGUUAGGUCUUCGCAACUUCCCUCUGUGAUAGGCAUCAAGGAGGAAGAAACUGAGAACUUCCCGACAUGGUUAGACACGUUGAAACAAAAGGUUGCUGAAAGCUUCAAAAGUGUCUUUCUUUAUCCUAGUUACUCAAAAUAACUUUCUCGUAUUUUAUCUUAUCUUUAAAUAAAAAAAUGCACCUUGUAUGCAGUUUUAUUUAAUUGCACUUGAGUGAGUAGUCAUUUGAUGGCAGAGAUGAAGACGAUCAUCUGCAUCUUGUUGAUGGUGGCCUCUGCUUGGGGGCAGAGCUACAACUGCACGUCUGCAGGAAGAUUUAGGUACAAAGAUUCAGCUUGUCGUUCCUACUACUUGUGCGUUUUGUACAACGGUGGCUACGUCAAGAGUGACUACACGUGUCCAAGUACCAUGAUUUUCGACCCAACGAGCCAAACAUGUUCGACCACGGCGGUUUGCAUCGACAACAUCUGCGAUUCUGUACCUUUGGUACCACUUUUCCCCAAGUUGCCGGACCCCAAUGGGCCCGACUGUCACACCUACAUCCAGUGCAUGGGCAUAAUUGACCGCUACCCGGUGGUCGGAACGUGCCCAGACGGCCUACUAUUCGACAACAACUUCAACCCAGAACCAGACUGUUGGAUUCAAGGAAACUGUAGUACUUAAAAAACAACCCAUUGUCUUGAAAUAAAAGCAAAACAAACGUUAUCACUUCGCGUUUGUUUAUGUUAAGCAGUCUUUGGUAUUUAAAUAAAGUCUUCGUUCGAUUAA